This is a messenger RNA of Plodia interpunctella (Indianmeal moth), 1902 nucleotides long. RefSeq names its product gastrula zinc finger protein XlCGF26.1-like. Gene Ontology annotation, cellular component: nucleus; nucleoplasm. Bases 109 to 1746 code for a protein of 545 amino acids. Gene Ontology annotation, biological process: regulation of transcription by RNA polymerase II. Gene Ontology annotation, molecular function: zinc ion binding; DNA-binding transcription repressor activity, RNA polymerase II-specific; RNA polymerase II cis-regulatory region sequence-specific DNA binding. Lineage: Eukaryota; Metazoa; Arthropoda; Insecta; Lepidoptera; Pyralidae. The transcript has a single exon. The record is from RefSeq and is a predicted model, not a curated record.
UCAAAACGUCAAACACUGUUUAUCAAUCAGUGCAUCAAUUUGAUUGUAUUUCCACAAAAACACGCUAUUUCUUCGCAAAUGAAGCCAAAUUACACUUAAAAUACAAAUAUGGCGUCGAAAGAAGAAACAUUUUGUCGACUGUGUGCAGAACCGACGCCUAUAGACCAGCUUAUUAGCACAGACUGUCCAGUUGGACAAAACUCGAAAAUAGCAAUGAAAAUGUUGUGGAUCAACAUAGAUAUCAAAAAUAACUUACCAACAACAUUGUGUUUUGCUUGUUUCGACUUACUGGAGCGCACUUGGAAGUUCCUACACGAUGUGAGAACAGCGCAAACGAAGUUACACGCAAUAUUUUCUAAGAGCGAAACACCACUAGAGAUCAAGUCGGACGAUGGUGAAGACGUUGGCAAACCAGUCGACAAAGACUGGGAGGAAUUCGAGAAGCCUAAAGUUGAGGUGAAAAACGAGAAUCCUGUCGACAGUGUCCAAAUAAUCACAAUAGAUCCCAAUGCAAUUGUAGAUGUCGACGUGAAUGUGAAAUGUGAAGAAGCUAGCGAUUUUGACUGUAACGACUUAGGUUUUGACUCGGCAGACAGCGAUUUGCCUUUACAACUGGCUGUGAAGCGGAAGAAAAUUAAGAAGAAAUCAAAAAAGAAAAUACUUAAAGAUGAGGUACCGGAAUGUGUUGAUACCGCUCAAAUAAUAUGGGACGCUCCGUUAAAUGUCAACACGUGGGAUGCGCCAAUGACUUGGGAAGAUUACAUGUGCCGAUGCGCCAAUUGCGAUGCCCAGUGUAAGAAUAUCUCGUCCUUAAGGCUACAUUCGCUACAAAUUCAUUCUCAUUGCUGUAACUUCAAGUGCCAAGAUUGUGACAAAGUGCUAACCAAUUUCAGAACUUUUGUAAGCCAUGUACGUACACAUAAGAAGUCACUACGAUACUGCUGUGAGUUUUGUAACAAAAGGUUUGUACGAUCCGUGCACAUAAAAAAGCAUAUAAACAUAGAACACUGCGAUUCUUAUUUAACUAUGUGUGAUUGUGGAGCUGUCUUUAGCACAAUAGAAGAGUUGAAGGACCAUAUGCUUUUAUAUUCUAAAAGAAUAAGAAAGAAAAAAGUGGUCAAACAGGAGAAAAUUGAGUCAGAGUUAAAAUGUGAACAUUGCGGAAAGGAAUUUAAAUCUAAAAGUAAUCUGCUACAGCAUAAAUUGGUGCACACGGAACGGAUCAGAGAAUUUUCCUGUCACGUUUGCGGAAAGAUGUUCUUCACAAAAGGUACGUUGAGUACACACAUGAUGACUCACGAAGACACGAAGCCGUUCAAAUGUGAAUUUUGUCCAAUGGCGUUCCGAGCUCGGGGUAACCUGCAUUCUCAUAUAAGUCUACACUCUGGUGCAAAGCCAUUUGUUUGCGAACAGUGUGGCAAAAGCUUCAGAGUUAAACGUCAUUUAAAAUCUCAUUCGAUCGUUCAUACAGAUCUUAUGCCUUAUGUUUGUGAAUAUUGUAACAAAGCUUUCCGAUUUAAAACGAGGUUAAAUUUACAUCUUCGACAACACACCGGGGCUAAACCGUACAAUUGUUUGUACUGCCAAAGAGAUUUUACGAAUGGCUCUAAUUAUAAGAAACAUAUGAAACGGAGGCACAAUAUUGAUACGUCUAUAAAAAAACGAUACAAUAAUAUUGUAGACGAUCAAAACUCCAUGACUGAAAUCUCUAUUAUUAAUGACCAAAAUAAUGACGAAGUUAAUUGAAAUUAUAUAUUCACAUAACACCUACCUAUAUACACUGCAUUGAUGUGUAAAUAUUUGUAUUUUUAUGUUUAAAAAAAUAGUUCUUGUUUUUCUGUCAUGAUAUUAGACUUACAUUCGAUAUAUUAUCAUUAUGUAAUAUAUUCUUCACAAUAAAAA